AUGGGUAAUGCCCCAGCUAGCGCCGAUGAUGAAAGUCCAAUCACUACAAAUACAAGCACUGAACAGCAAUCCCCARCCAUAAACAAUCAGCUUCUAGAGGAUUAUUUCAAAAAGCAAGAGGCCUUCAAUCAAAGAAUUGAAGAACAGUUGAGGUUGGCACUGAAGGAAUGCGCCUCACAAAAGCCAACUUCUAAGCGCCUACCGAAGGACUUGACGAAACGGGCUGGUCGCAAGAAGGCGUUGCAGCAAUCAACAUCAAUCACCGAAGAAGAAAAGAAGAAGUACUCUUUGGUGAUGACAAAUGAUUUUAUGUCGUCCGAAGAGUCUGCCUCUGAUGAUCACGUCAGUGAUUCAAGUUCAGGAUCGGAUGAUGAAGAGAACGUGGUUAAAAGAAAGGUGUUCGUAUUAAAGAGUCUCACUUGGAGAAGUGAUGAGCUGAACAAGGUGAUGAAGGCGCUAGAUCGCAAGAGCCGAAGAAGAAAAUCUCAGAAAAGUCUGAGUAUGAGUAUACAAAGAAGAAAUGGGGCAYCUUCUCGUAGACAGGCCCCAAUUGACGCUCCAGAGUUUGCCAUAAAACCAGAGUUUUAGCACAGAUACUUUAUUUCAGUGUAAGCAUGAUCAACUAUUAAACAUUUUGUGAAUUUACUGAAGUUGCGCUUAUUAUAUCAAAUAAUUAACAUUUGUUUAAAAAGUCUAAU
Messenger RNA from Exaiptasia diaphana, 698 nucleotides. RefSeq lists its product as uncharacterized. Lineage: Eukaryota; Metazoa; Cnidaria; Anthozoa; Actiniaria; Aiptasiidae. The transcript has 2 exons. The coding region runs from base 1 to 588 and encodes 195 amino acids. The record is from RefSeq and is a predicted model, not a curated record.